AUGAAAAUUACGAGCACAUCUUCCAUCUGUCCAGUCCUAGUGUGUCUCUGUUUUGUGCAGAGGUGUUAUGGAACUGCUCACCACAGCUCCAUCAAGGUGACCAGAAACCAGACCAAACAUAUUGAAGGUGAAACCGAAGUCCACCAUCGUCCCAAAAGGGGAUGGGUUUGGAAUCAGUUCUUCGUUUUAGAAGAACAUAUGGGACCAGAUCCUCAGUAUGUUGGAAAACUGCACUCCAAUUCUGACAAAGGCGAUGGGUCUGUCAAGUACAUCCUUACCGGAGAAGGUGCUGGGACUAUAUUUAUCAUUGAUGAUACCACUGGGGACAUCCACUCAACGAAAAGCUUAGACAGAGAGCAGAAGACCCACUAUGUGCUUCAUGCCCAGGCUAUUGACCGACGAACAAACAAGCCUCUUGAACCUGAAUCCGAGUUCAUAAUCAAAGUACAAGACAUCAAUGACAAUGCUCCAAAGUUCACGGAUGGACCGUACAUCGUUACUGUGCCUGAAAUGUCAGAUAUGGGUACCUCUGUUCUACAGGUGACAGCUACUGAUGCAGAUGACCCUACCUAUGGAAACAGUGCCCGCGUGGUGUACAGUAUUCUCCAGGGACAGCCCUACUUCUCCGUAGAUCCGAAAACAGGAGUUAUUAGAACUGCCUUACACAAUAUGGACAGAGAAGCCAGAGAACACUAUUCGGUGGUCAUUCAAGCCAAAGACAUGGCUGGGCAAGUUGGAGGGCUUUCUGGAUCAACAACGGUCAACAUCACCCUCACUGAUGUCAAUGACAACCCCCCACGGUUUCCUCAGAAGCACUAUCAACUGUAUGUUCCUGAGUCAGCUCAAGUUGGUUCAGCUGUUGGGAAAAUCAAAGCAAAUGAUGCAGACACUGGUUCAAAUGCUGACAUGACGUACUCUAUCAUUAACGGUGAUGGUAUUGGGAUAUUCUCCAUCUCCACUGACAAAGAGACCAGAGAAGGAAUCCUUUCUUUAAAGAAGCCACUGAACUAUGAGAAAAAGAAGUCAUAUACUCUCACCAUAGAAGGGGCAAAUACACAUCUUGAUUUCCGCUUUUCUCACUUGGGUCCUUUUAAAGAUGCUACCAUGCUGAAGAUCAUUGUUGGGGAUGUGGAUGAACCACCACUCUUUUCCAUGCCUUCCUAUGUCAUGGAAGUCUAUGAAAAUGCCAAGAUCGGGACUGUUGUUGGCACAGUUUUGGCACAGGAUCCCGACAGUGCUAAUAGCUUAGUAAGGUACUUCAUCGACUACAGUGCUGAAGAUGACAGAUGUUUCAACAUUGAUGCCAAUACUGGAACUAUUAGGACUACAAAGGUUCUUGAUAGAGAAGAAACUCCAUGGUACAACAUCACAGUUGCUGCAUCAGAAAAUGACAAUCCUGGUUUGCUGAGCCAUGUCACAGUGGGUAUUAGAAUUUUGGAUGUCAAUGACAAUCCACCCGAACUUGCCAGGGAAUAUGAUAUUGUUGUCUGUGAAAAUUCAAAGCCUGGCCAGGUGAUUCAUACCAUCAGUGCCACUGAUAAAGAUGAUUUUGCAAAUGGACCAAGGUUUAACUUCUUUCUUGAUGAACGCCUAUCUAUAAACCCAAACUUCACCCUGAAGGACAAUGAAGAUAACACAGCCAGCAUUCUGACAAGGCGGAGGAGAUUUAGUCGAACUAUUCAGGAUGUGUAUUAUCUCCCCAUUAUGAUCUCUGAUGGUGGAAUCCCCUCUCUCAGCAGCAGCAGCACCCUCACCGUCAGGGUUUGUGCAUGUGAGAGAGAUGGGCGCGUGCGGACCUGCCAUGCGGAAGCGUUCCUGUCCUCGGCUGGCUUGAGUACAGGGGCCUUAAUCGCUAUUCUGCUGUGUGUUGUCAUUCUCCUAGCAAUUGUAGUACUUUUUAUCACCCUGCGACGCAGCAAAAAAGAGCCCCUUAUCAUCUCUGAGGAGGACGUGCGGGAGAAUGUGGUCACCUACGAUGACGAGGGUGGUGGUGAGGAAGACACCGAGGCCUUUGACAUCACAGCCUUGAGGAAUCCAUCUGCCGCCGAGGAGCUCAAGUAUCGGAGAGAUAUCAGACCCGAAGUGAAACUCACCCCCAGACACCAGACAUUGUCCACCCUGGAAAGUAUAGAUGUUCAGGAAUUUAUUAAGCAAAAACUGGCAGAAGCUGACCUAGACCCCAGCGUCCCCCCUUAUGAUUCUCUUCAGACUUACGCCUAUGAAGGUCAGAGGUCAGAGGCUGGGUCCAUCAGCUCACUGGAUUCGGCAACCACACAAUCAGACCAGGAUUAUCACUACCUUGGAGACUGGGGACCCGAAUUUAAAAAGUUAGCUGAACUCUAUGGAGAAAUAGAAUCUGAAAGAACAACUUAGGGGGUUAAUUCUUGCAACCUUCUAGAAUUUGCUUCCUGAGCAAGUGGAGAUAUAACCUCAGCAAUGGCAAGGAAGAAACAUGGCGACAGUACUUGGAACUGAGCAAGCUGUACACAGCUACUGUAGAAACAAGUGCCCUUUUCAUGAUCGAAACUGGGUUAUUUAAUCAGAAGACAGUCAAAUUAAAAAACAAAAUACAGAGAAAAAGCUAUUGUUCCUUGUGUAUAUUUUCAAUUGCUCAAUAAAGUCUGUGGUACUGUUUAAUUAAGAAUACCUGAAUUAAGCCAAACAAUGAUAUUUGUUUCAAUAUUUUGUGACUUCUUUUCAAAAAGCAAACCUAAACAGAAAGAUUCAAAAUCACUUAUAACUAGGGGCGGUACACUAUGAAAUGAAACUUGUGCAGGUAAUUGGGACCUCUUUUUCCACUUCUCUGUGUGGACUCUUGACACCCACACUCUGUUAUUGUGACAGAUCUUAUUAGUGUUGUCUUGUGUUCAAAUGACAUGAGGUAUAUCCAGUAUACCAGGUCACUCCACUGUGGACUUGUACGUACCAUUUUCCUUUGCCCUCCCCACUUCUUUUCUCCAUACAAAAUUGAUGGAGCAUGGGGAUUUGCUGCUUGCACUAUAAUGUAUGCAACUUCUGUGCACCUGCCGUGCACUGCUCUGAAGCACGGAGACUACCGUCUCUGUCCUGCCUGCCCUCCUUUCUUUUAACAAAAGAUCCCCCCACCUUUUUAUUAAAUGGAUAGAAUAAAUGGUUUAAGUAAGAUAUACUCAGAUAAUCUGAUAUGUCAGGGAAAGAUUUAAUUUAAAAAAUAGUCACAAACCUUAUCCUGUAUAAAACGUUGGAAAACUCAAUGAUCCAUUCCAUUUGUUUUAAGACAUUUACAUCAGCAGUUUUGAUCAUGCACUACUUAAAUUAGUUGUUGGAAAUUUUGCUGGUUGGUUUAUCCUUCAGUCUAAUUUGCUUAUUUAUAAAACACGAGUAGUCAUCGAAAAUAUGUACCUCACAUGAUAACAAUGUAAUCUGAAAAGAUGAUACUCCAAUUUACAUAAAUCUUGUAGACCUUGGAUUGACUUACCUUUAUACCUUACACAGGUUCAAAUUGUCCCCAUCUCACUGACUGCUUAGCCCUUAUCUGUUUGGAAUCUACAGGAAAAUAUAUAAAACUGAAGCAAAAAAAUAGGAGAUCCACACUUACCCUUGGAAACGUGCCUCAAAGUCUCUGAGCUUCAGGGUCCCAAACUGCAAAGUAGAGAUGGUAAAGACUUCCCGCCUGUCUCACUGGGUUGUCUGAGGAUCAAGAAGAACUAUAAAAAUGCUUUGCCAACUACAAAGCGUUCUGUUCUAUAAAGGCUUGCAGACACUAUCUAAUUUUCUAAUUCUGUUAGCUUACAAAUAUAUAGUUACAUACAUUUUGAAUAAAAUAUAUUAUCACGAGAGAAUUUCAUAAAACCUUCAACAGUGUAGCAACUG
Messenger RNA from Ailuropoda melanoleuca (giant panda), 3852 nucleotides. It is a transcript of the gene CDH18, whose product is annotated as cadherin 18. Bases 1 to 2373 code for a protein of 790 amino acids. NCBI's taxonomy places the organism in Eukaryota, Metazoa, Chordata, Mammalia, Carnivora, Ursidae. Gene Ontology annotation, molecular function: beta-catenin binding; calcium ion binding; cadherin binding. The transcript has 11 exons. The record is from RefSeq and is a predicted model, not a curated record. Gene Ontology annotation, cellular component: adherens junction; plasma membrane; catenin complex. Gene Ontology annotation, biological process: multicellular organism development; cell migration; cell morphogenesis.